Nymphalis io (European peacock) is the source of this 2016-nucleotide messenger RNA. Its product is annotated as endoribonuclease CG2145-like. The coding region runs from base 307 to 1938 and encodes 543 amino acids. The record is from RefSeq and is a predicted model, not a curated record. The transcript is spliced from 7 exons. Gene Ontology annotation, molecular function: RNA endonuclease activity. NCBI's taxonomy places the organism in Eukaryota, Metazoa, Arthropoda, Insecta, Lepidoptera, Nymphalidae.
CUACGUAAAGUGAUCUUCAUAAUUCAUAUCUUUAUAGACAAGUUUCCUAUAUGACCUUAAACACUGACUGUUGUAUAUAGUUAUGGUCUAGUGUGGUGACAGUUACAGCUGAGAGAAACGAAUUGAUGUAAGACAUUGAAGUUGAUUCACAAGCGCCAAAAGUUCCCAAUUAAUAGUUAUAUAUCUUCUUGCUACGUAAACAAACUCCGUCUGCACUCUUAUACUAUUAUUACUUCAAGUUCAAAGAGUGAAUUUGAUAAAAAUUUUCCUCAAUGUCUUAACUGUUGGUUUUUAUAAAAUAAAAUCAUGGAAAUUCUAAGAUUUAUUUGUAUUGCAUUUGUGUUUAUUUCUCAAACAAAAACAUGCAUAUGUAGAGACCACCGCUAUAAUCCUAGCAACGAUUUUUUACUUCACGAAGCAGGGACUAUUCCAUCAAAUGAUAAAAAUAGUUAUAAUUUGAAUUUUCCAAGCUUAUCUCCGUCAAAACCUACUCAAACUACUCUGACCGCAAAUAUCAACAAUGUUCCCGCUACCAAACCCCAAACUUCUGGAAAACGUGACUAUGUUGCACCUCAACGUCCAUCCACUCUGCCAACAUCCACGUCUAAGCCUCCUAUUAAUACGUUUACCAACUCUGGAUCUUCUUCGCAUACUCCUAAAAGGGAUUAUGUAGCUGAAUUCCCUACCUUAAAGCCUAUAGGCACCACAUCAAAACAUUCAAUCACGACCCCAAUGCCUUCAACUCCACCAAAAAGAGACUAUGUAGCGCCAAACCUACCAUCUUCAAAUAAUAAAAACACUAAUUCAAUGACAGGAAAAGUAAAAGAUCUCAUUAACUUUUAUGAUAGUAAGCACCCAAGCGGACCGACACAAAAGCCAAGUUACAGUUCCGUUAUAAAUGGACCCAAAGGCAACCAAACACCAACUUUGUCUACAGUUAACACUCCAAAACCGAUGAGCUUCAGUUCAGUUGUAUCAGGUUCGAAUAAGCCCACAUCCACGUAUAAAGUUACGACACCCGCUACUGCUGGUGGAAGACCUGGUGUUGCAAAUAACAAUGCACCCACAAAGCGACCAGGGAGUCCUGUUUUACCUAGUUCCAUAAUUAGUAAUCAAGGUCAAGGCACAAAUUCAAAUAAUCCAAGCGAUGCGGAAUUACAAACUAUGAGUGAAGAAUUGCUCCGAAAAGAUAUAAAUAAUGCAGCUAAAUAUGUAACGGUUAAUUAUCAAGAAAAAACAACAUCACUUUCGAAAGAAGAUAAGGCUCCUUUACCAUUACUCACUAUUUCAGCCGAAGUAUGGAAUAUGACGACAGUACAAAAAUUCACACCUCUAUUGGAUAACUACGAAAGAGAUACUUUAGUCAAUGAAUAUGUAACAUCACAGGAGAGAAAUGAAGAGAACGCUUUCAUGGACGUCAUUAUGGCUACAAGUGUAUUUCGCCAUUUGAUGAAUUUCUUAAAAGAUAAAGGAUAUGUCACCCCAGAUCCGAAACAACAAAGAGAUUUUAUAAAGCAAAUGUGGUUUGGGUUAUAUUCCCGAGGUAAAGGAAAAAUAAGUAGUUCAGGCUUCGAACACGUAUUUGUGUCUGAGCUUAAAAAUAAUGAAGUUUCAGGUUUACACAAUUGGAUUUAUUUCUCAAAAGAAGAAUUAGCAAACCGAAUCAAUUAUUUAGGAUACUUGAAAUAUGUAGAACUUAAUGGCAAAGGUGCUGUUCUCAAAAUGCACUUCAACCAGCAAGGUGUAGACAAACCAGUAGAUAGUAUGUUCAUAGGGACAUCGCCUGAAUUGGAAAUGGCACUUUAUACUUUAUGUUUUGUUACGCGAGCUGAUAAAGACUGUAAACUAAAACUUGGAACAAAAGACGUUGAAAUCGUUACACAUAACUUUAGAUACCGCAGUAAAAACUACAUCGGCAGUGCAUAUCCACAGAUAUAAUAUUAAUAUUAUAAAAAUAUAUAAAUACGAAGUCAAUUUAAGUAUAUACUUAUCUAUUAAAUUUUUAUAAUUUUAUUA